GCGCGGCACAAGCGUUUUCGGCUCGGAGCUCCGCUGCUGACGCCGUCCGGAGCCGGGGGUCGCGAGGCGGCCACGAACUCCCCCGGGGGCCGCAUCCCCCCGCCGCGGCGACGCCCGAGCAGCCGCCCGGCUCCCCUGCGCCGCGUUCCUCCAGGGGCGCGGGGAGGAGACCCAGCCCGGUCCCCGGCUGCGCUUGGAGAGGCGCGGCCGCGGCCGGCGGCUCGGCUCCGGGAGCAGCGCGGGGGGCGCCCGGCGGCCCCUUGCAGAGGCGCGCGGAGACAGCGUCCCGCGUGCACGAACCCGGAUCGCGGCUGGAGCGAGAGACCCAGUCGUCCUCGGUAUCCAGGGAGCCCUCCUCUUCAUCCUCCUCCUCGUGCUGCCACUCUACCACCGCAGUUGCUGGGUGUUGCUAAGGUGGCCUCCAUGGUAACGUGCACAUCCUGUUUGUACCUCCAUCUGGGCAAGUCAGUCUAAGCUAGGAACCUACCUACCCUGGUCAACCACUCCAUCUCCACCUGGGGACCCCAAUCAUUGUGACACGACGUCCGGCUUCUACGCCGUUCCCCCACCUUCUUCCUCCUCUCAACUGCCAGCCUCACACAGAAGAGAAGAUCUGGACUUGGCGUGGCUCCUCUGAAGCGUGUUGCACAAGAUAGAGUUGGUCUGUUUCCCGACGGGGCCCCCAGAGAAGCAAGAAGGAGGAAGAAGCGGGAACAGGGGGACAGGAGACGCCCAACAGUUAAAGGGAACCCCGCUUCCGGUCUGGUAGAGGGGCGUGGUAACAGCCGGCAAAAUGACGAACCCAUCAGAACACGCCUUGCCGGCCAACUCGGUGGCCGAGAGUCACGAAGGGGACUUUGGCUGCACACUCAUGGACCUGAGGAAGCUCAUGGAGCAGCGUUCGAGCGAUGCGGUGACGCAGGUCAACGUGCAGUACGGAGGCGUGCAGAACCUCUGCAGUCGCCUGAGAACCUCCCCCGUGGAAGGUCUCUCUGGGAACCCUGCCGACCUGGAGAAACGCAGGCAGGUGUUUGGGCAGAACCUGAUCCCCCCCAAAAAGCCCAAGACCUUCUUAGAGUUGGUGUGGGAAGCCCUUCAAGACGUCACCCUCAUCAUCCUGGAGAUCGCGGCCAUCAUCUCCCUGGUCCUGUCCUUCUAUCGCCCGCCCGGCGGAGAAAAUGAGCUGUGUGGUCAGAUUGCACAAAGCGCGGAGGAUGAAGGGGAGGCGGAAGCCGGCUGGAUCGAGGGGGCAGCCAUCCUGUUCUCGGUGAUCAUCGUGGUGCUGGUGACCGCCUUCAACGACUGGAGCAAGGAGAAGCAGUUCCGGGGCCUCCAGAGCCGCAUCGAGCAGGAGCAGAAGUUCUCCGUGAUCCGCAAUGGCCAGCUCAUCCAGCUGCCGGUGGCUGACAUCGUGGUGGGCGACAUCGCCCAGAUCAAGUACGGUGACCUGCUGCCGGCCGACGGAGUCUUGAUCCAGGGGAAUGACCUGAAGAUUGACGAGAGCUCUCUCACGGGGGAGUCCGACCACGUCCGGAAGUCCCUGGACAAAGACCCCAUGCUGCUCUCAGGGACCCACGUCAUGGAAGGCUCUGGCCGGAUGGUGGUGACCGCUGUGGGUGUCAACUCGCAGGCCGGGAUCAUCUUCACUCUGCUGGGGGCCAGUGAGGAUGACGAGGAAGAGAAGAAGAAGAAAGGUAAAAAACAAGGAGUCCCUGAAAAUCGCAACAAAGCAAAGACCCAGGACGGCGUGGCCCUGGAGAUCCAGCCACUCAACAGCCAGGAGGGGGCCGACAACGAGGACAAGGACAAGAAGGCCAGCAAGGUGCACAAGAAGGAGAAGUCGGUGCUGCAGGGCAAGCUGACGCGCCUGGCCGUCCAGAUUGGGAAAGCUGGUCUCAUCAUGUCCGCCGUGACUGUCGUCAUCCUGAUCCUGUACUUCGUGAUCGACAACUUCGUGAUCCAGGGCAGACCGUGGCUCGCCGAGUGCACCCCCGUCUAUAUCCAGUACUUCGUCAAGUUCUUCAUCAUCGGCGUCACCGUGCUGGUGGUGGCCGUGCCCGAGGGGCUGCCGCUGGCCGUCACCAUCUCCCUGGCCUACUCUGUAAAGAAAAUGAUGAAAGACAACAACCUGGUGCGGCACCUGGACGCCUGUGAGACGAUGGGCAAUGCCACGGCCAUCUGCUCCGACAAGACCGGCACGCUGACCAUGAACCGCAUGACCGUGGUGCAGGCCUACGUCGGGGGCACCCACUACCACCAGGUGCCCAGCCCCGACGUCUUCCUGCCCAAGGUCCUGGACCUCAUCGUCAACGGCAUUGCCAUCAACAGCGCUUACACAUCCAAGAUCCUGCCUCCGGAGAAGGAGGGAGGCCUGCCGCGGCAGGUGGGCAACAAGACCGAGUGUGCUCUGCUGGGCUUUGUCGCAGAUCUGAAGCAGGACUACCAGGCGGUGCGCAACGAGGUGCCCGAGGAGCAGCUCUACAAGGUGUACACCUUCAACUCGGUGCGCAAGUCCAUGAGCACGGUCGUCCGGAAGCCCGCCGGCGGCUUCCGCAUGUACAGCAAGGGCGCCUCGGAGAUCAUGCUGCGCAAGUGCAAUCGGAUCCUGGACAAGAAGGGGGAGGCGGUCCCGUUCAAGAACAAGGACCGCGACGAUAUGGUGCGCAGCGUCAUCGAACCCAUGGCCUGCGAGGGGCUGCGCACCAUUUGCAUAGCCUACCGGGACUUCGACGACGCCGAGCCCUCCUGGGACAACGAGAGCGAGGUCCUCACCGAGCUCACCUGCAUCGCCGUCGUGGGCAUCGAGGACCCCGUGCGCCCAGAGGUCCCAGAAGCUAUCUCCAAAUGCAAGCGAGCUGGCAUCACUGUCAGAAUGGUGACCGGGGACAAUGUCAACACAGCCCGAGCCAUCGCCACCAAAUGUGGCAUCCUGACACCUGGCGAUGACUUCCUGUGUUUAGAAGGCAAAGAAUUCAACCGACUCAUUCGCAAUGAAAAGGGAGAGGUAGAACAAGAGAAGCUGGACAAGAUCUGGCCCAAGCUUCGGGUCCUGGCCCGGUCCUCGCCCACAGACAAGCACACGCUGGUGAAAGGCAUCAUUGACAGCACCGUUGGGGACCAGCGGCAGGUGGUGGCUGUCACCGGUGAUGGCACAAAUGAUGGGCCGGCCCUCAAGAAGGCAGACGUUGGUUUUGCCAUGGGGAUUGCAGGCACAGACGUGGCAAAGGAAGCCUCGGACAUCAUCCUCACCGACGACAACUUCACCAGCAUCGUCAAGGCCGUGAUGUGGGGGCGGAACGUCUACGACAGCAUCUCCAAGUUCCUGCAGUUCCAGCUCACCGUCAACGUGGUGGCCGUGAUCGUGGCCUUCACGGGCGCCUGCAUCACUCAGGACUCCCCGCUGAAAGCCGUGCAGAUGCUGUGGGUGAACCUGAUCAUGGACACUUUCGCCUCGCUGGCCCUGGCCACCGAGCCCCCCACCGACGCGCUGCUGCGGCGGCGCCCCUACGGCCGCAACAAGCCCCUGAUCUCGCGGACCAUGAUGAAGAACAUCCUGGGCCACGCCGUCUAUCAGCUCACCAUCAUCUUUUUCCUGGUCUUUGCUGGCGAGAAGUUCUUCCACAUCGACAGUGGGAGGAAGGCCCCGCUCCACUCGCCGCCCAGCCAGCACUACACCAUCGUCUUCAACACCUUCGUGCUGAUGCAGCUCUUCAACGAGAUCAACUCCCGCAAGAUCCACGGCGAGAGGAACGUGUUCGCCGGCAUCUACCACAACCUCAUCUUCUGCUCGGUGGUCCUGGGCACGUUCAUCAGCCAGGUUCUCAUUGUGGAAUUUGGGGGCAAGCCCUUCAGCUGCACAAAGCUCAGCCUGUCGCAGUGGCUGUGGUGUCUCUUCUUUGGGAUCGGAGAACUCCUGUGGGGCCAGAUCAUCUCUGCGAUACCCACGCAAUCCCUGAAGUUCCUGAAGGAGGCCGGGCACGGCACCACCAAGGAGGAGAUCAGCAAGGACGCCGAGGGGCUGGAUGAGAUCGACCACGCCGAGAUGGAGCUGCGCCGAGGCCAGAUCCUCUGGUUCCGGGGCCUGAACCGGAUCCAGACCCAGAUCGAAGUAAUUAACACAUUCCAGACGGGAGCCUCUAUUAAGGGAGUCCUAAGGCGCCAGACCAUGGGGCAGCACCUUGACGUAAAACUGGGUCCUAGCUCGUCCUAUAUCAAGGUGGUCAGAGCGUUCCAUAGCUCCCUCCACGAAAGCAUUCAGAAGCCCAGGAACCAGAACUCCAUCCACAACUUCAUGACCCACCCUGAAUUCGCCAUAGAUGAGGAGUCGCCACGAACACCCUUCCUAGAUGAGCAGGAGGACGACAGUCUGCACGAGGCCCUGGACUCUGGGUCCAAGGUGUUCCCGCCGGACGGCGAGGCUGCGCCCUACGCCAACAAAAACAACAACGCGGUGGACUGCAAGCCGUCGCGAGCUGCCGCGUCCCGCUCCGACAGCCCUCUGCACAGCCUGGAGACCUCCGUGUGAACACUCGUUCUAGGACCCCCACCCCUGCUUCCCCUGCGCCCCUUCUCAUCUGCUCUCCCCGUAAGGCGACGAUGCAACUUGCCACUGUCACGUCAGCUGCUCCCAAGUGUGUUUGAACCCCACCCCACCCCCCACCUGAGCACAAAAAAGAUGAAUAAACAAGAGACCUACCAGGA
Messenger RNA from Oryctolagus cuniculus (rabbit), 4701 nucleotides. The record is from RefSeq and is a predicted model, not a curated record. Lineage: Eukaryota; Metazoa; Chordata; Mammalia; Lagomorpha; Leporidae.